Penicillium samsonianum is the source of this 213-nucleotide messenger RNA. RefSeq lists its product as uncharacterized. NCBI's taxonomy places the organism in Eukaryota, Fungi, Ascomycota, Eurotiomycetes, Eurotiales, Aspergillaceae. The record is from RefSeq and is a predicted model, not a curated record. The coding region runs from base 1 to 213 and encodes 70 amino acids. The transcript has a single exon.
AUGGCCUCAGGAGAUGACCCCCGACCAGGAGGCGCCCCGGACACAGGUUGUAAGGUCACCGAGAUAGGCUGCUUCGACCCAGACCACGAAACUCAAACGAGCAUCAAAUCUGUGAACCACAUAAACCACUACACCAACCACCUGUAUUAUGGGUCAACCACAUGCGGGACAUGCAAGGGCUCAAAUCCGAAGAGGUCCUCCUAUCCCGUCUGA